Crotalus tigris (Tiger rattlesnake) is the source of this 1172-nucleotide messenger RNA. RefSeq names its product speedy/RINGO cell cycle regulator family member A (gene SPDYA). The transcript has 8 exons. Lineage: Eukaryota; Metazoa; Chordata; Lepidosauria; Squamata; Viperidae. The record is from RefSeq and is a predicted model, not a curated record. Gene Ontology annotation, molecular function: protein kinase binding. Gene Ontology annotation, biological process: positive regulation of cyclin-dependent protein serine/threonine kinase activity. Bases 199 to 1113 code for a protein of 304 amino acids.
GGUGUUAAUAGCUCCUCCCCAGAAGACAUUGUGCUCUACAGUGAAAGAAGAAGUCAGUCUGAGGAGAUUUUGAUUGGCUGAAGAAGGCAGUGACCCAUCCUGUUUUCCCUUUCCCAUGUAGGGCAUUUAAGCCUGAGCUUUCAGUUACCUAGUGGUUCAAUUCUAUUGGCAGGAAAUGAGGUAAUUUCAUUGAGGAAAAUGAAACAUAACCAGAGUUACUAUCGAACACCUCCCACUAUUACCAUUCAUUUAAAGCCAAAUGAAUCUAAAUCAUAUCAGCAAAAAAAGACACUUGCCCUUAAGCGCCCUAAAUUUAAAGACUGCCGGGAGACCUUUGGGAAAAACAUUAAUCAUAAUAUUAAGCCAAAACAGUCAAAAGGUUCAUGUCUAAUUAUUCAGCGUCAGGAAAUGACAGCUUUCUUUAAACUAUUUGAUGAUGAUUUGAUACAAGAUUUCUUGUGGAUGGACUGUUGCUGUAAAAUUGCAGACAAGUAUCUUUUGGCAAUGACUUUUGUUUAUUUCAAGAGGGCUGGCUAUAGUAUAAACGAACACACCCGGCUUAAUUUCUUUGUUGCUCUAUACCUUGCAAAUACAGUUGAAGAAGACGAUGAAGAAUCAAAAUAUGAGAUUUUCCCAUGGGCUUUAGGAAAAGCUUGGAGAAAACUCUUCCCAGAUUUCUUGGCUCUGAGAGAUGAACUGUGGAAUAAAAUGGGUUAUAGAGCUAUAGUAAGCAGACGUUGCUGUGAAGAGGUAAUGGCAAUUGCUUCAACACAUUAUGUAUGGCAGCGAGAACGGUCUCUUUACCAUAGUGGAGCUAUAAGAAACAGUUGCAGAAACAAAGUACAGUUGCCUCGAGGACCCAAUGCCACACCUGUAGACUGUGAACUUUGUGGGAAAAAAACACGAUAUAUAAGGCUGGGAUUAUCAUCUUCCUCCUCCACUGAAACUUUGGAAAUGAUGGAGCACCACGUCGCUUCUGGAGUGCUUGAUCCAACAGAUAAAAUGCUCCUUGAUCCAUCAUAUCAUUGUCGCUCCCAAGAUGAACUGCCAAGUAAUGGGAAAAAAAGUAGUCGAGAUAAAUCCAUGGACUGGUUUACGGGAAAUGAAGAAUAACAAAACUUAACAAGUUUCGAAAUGAAUAGGAAAUUAAACACAAAAUACAUGUCAAAAUA